Molecule: messenger RNA, 2168 nt
Organism: Kogia breviceps (pygmy sperm whale)
Lineage: Eukaryota; Metazoa; Chordata; Mammalia; Artiodactyla; Physeteridae
Gene: SIX1
Product: SIX homeobox 1
Biological process (GO): skeletal muscle fiber development; regulation of skeletal muscle cell proliferation; regulation of transcription by RNA polymerase II
Cellular component (GO): nucleus; transcription regulator complex
Molecular function (GO): RNA polymerase II cis-regulatory region sequence-specific DNA binding; DNA-binding transcription factor activity, RNA polymerase II-specific
Source: RefSeq, a predicted model, not a curated record
AAACCAAGUUCCCCGGCAACAAGCAGCAUCCACCCGGCGGGAGGCCGGAGCCAGCGAGGCCCGAAAAGCUGCGGAGUGAGCCGGACGCUUCUUGUCCAGCGCGCGUCCUACUCCUCCACUAACUCGGCCGCCCGUCCCCAAGUCUCGACUAGCUUUUUAGCGUUCGCAAAGCCUAGGGAGGGGGUUAGGAGCAGCCGCGCCCCCCUCUCUGCGGCUGCCUCCUCCUGCUUUUUCGGCUUUGCUCCCUGCCGCGUGCGCCAGGGCAGUGCGCCCCGGCAGGCCCCAGCCAUGUCGAUGCUGCCAUCGUUCGGCUUCACGCAGGAGCAAGUGGCGUGCGUAUGCGAGGUUUUGCAGCAAGGCGGGAACCUGGAGCGCCUGGGCAGGUUCCUGUGGUCGCUGCCCGCCUGCGACCACCUGCACAAGAACGAAAGCGUGCUCAAGGCCAAGGCCGUGGUCGCCUUCCACCGCGGCAACUUCCGCGAGCUCUACAAGAUCCUGGAGAGCCACCAGUUCUCGCCUCACAACCACCCCAAGCUGCAACAACUGUGGCUGAAGGCGCACUACGUGGAGGCCGAGAAGUUGCGCGGCCGGCCCCUGGGCGCGGUGGGCAAAUAUCGGGUGCGCCGAAAAUUCCCGUUGCCGCGCACCAUCUGGGACGGCGAAGAGACCAGCUACUGCUUCAAGGAGAAGUCGCGGGGCGUGCUGCGGGAGUGGUACGCGCAUAACCCCUACCCCUCGCCGCGUGAGAAGCGGGAGCUGGCCGAGGCCACCGGCCUCACCACCACCCAAGUCAGCAACUGGUUUAAGAACCGGAGGCAAAGAGACCGAGCCGCCGAGGCCAAGGAAAGGGAGAACACUGAAAACAAUAACUCCUCCUCCAACAAGCAGAAUCAACUCUCUCCUCUGGAAGGGGGCAAGCCGCUCAUGUCCAGCUCAGAAGAAGAAUUCUCACCUCCCCAAAGUCCAGACCAGAACUCGGUCCUUCUGCUGCAGGGCAAUAUGAGCCACGCCAGGAGUUCAAACUAUUCUCUCCCAGGUUUAACCGCCUCUCAGCCCACCCACGGCCUGCAAGCCCACCAGCAUCAGCUCCAGGACUCUCUGCUGGGCCCCCUCACCUCCAGUCUGGUGGACUUGGGGUCCUAAGGGGGAGGGAUUGGGGCCUCGAAGCAGCGACUAGGGACACUUGUAAAUAGAAAUCAGGAACAUUUUUGCAGCUUGUUUCUGGGGUUCUUUGCGCAUAAAGGAAUGGUGGACUUUCACAAAUAUCUUUUUAAAAAUUCAAACCCAACAGUGAUCUCAAGCUUAGUGCCCUCUUCUCUCCAACUCUUUCCACUUUUGCAUUAUUUCCCCUCCCAGUGUGGAGAUCAGGGAAAAGAAAAAAAAAAAAACCCAAACAAACAAAAAUAUCCAGUCACCCAGUCUUGGUUCUGGGCAACCCGUGUUCCUGCUUCAGUAGCCUUUCUUUUUUCUUUUUCUUUUUUUUUUUUUCAGUGAAUGGGAAUUACAAAUCAACUGGAUUUUAAUUAUUUCAUUUUAAUUUAUUUAUGGAAAAAUGUUUUGAGAAGAGGAAAAGGAAAUGAAAAUGAGAGAGACAGAGAGAGAGAGAGGAGAUCAAAAUAGUGAAAAGAUCCUCCAGCCUGGGAGGAACUGGUUGCAUUCUUAAGGUGAAUAGGAAAAAUAUGAUCUUAUAACUUUUUUUGAUGGGGAAAAUUAAGUUUACAUUUUCAUAUUUAGUGUUAAACAAUUUUAUGUAGAUUAAAAUGAAAGAACAGUAUUAGGGGAAAAAACAAGUGCCUAAAUGUCUUAAUGCUCUCUAUGUGAGGCAGUUAGAAAUAGAAGUGACCAUUAGUAAUACAAAUACUUCUGUCAAAUUUAGUGGGGGUUUUUGGUUGUUGUUUGUUUUCUUGGGUUUUUUUUUUUUAUGGCAAACUUUAAAAAUGUACCAGUGUGAAAAAACACUUUCCUGAAUGCCAUUACUUCUCAUGCCCUUGAAGCUUUCUUAUCUGUAGCCUACUCCUGUUAAGGGUUUCUCCUGUUCCUAGUUUCUAGCUUGCAAAAAUAGGUAACAAAUCUAGCAACCUGGUAUUUGUUACUAAAACAGCAUGUGUUUUCAGGUUUCUUUUCUAUUGUACCUAAACCAGUCUAAAUUAAAACUUAGUAGAACACCA